This is a messenger RNA of Anthostomella pinea, 1605 nucleotides long. The record is from the annotation of a GenBank genome assembly. Lineage: Eukaryota; Fungi; Ascomycota; Sordariomycetes; Xylariales; Xylariaceae.
AUGGCAAGUCGUCACUUCCUCGCCGGCCUUCUCCUGGCCGCCCACGCCCACGGGUCACCCGUGCCGGGCCAGCAGUCCGACCCCGUCGAGGCCGUUCCCCAAUUGCCCGACGGGCAGCCCAACGUGCUCAACGGGCCCUUUCCCCAAACCACCGCCACUCCGGGCUCUGGGUCUCCGGGUUCCGGGUCUCAGGACUCCGGGUCUCAGGGCACCGGGGCCUACUCCCAGGCUUCCGACGAGUCCAGCACUUGCGACACUUCCGCGUCUCAGAUCUCCGCGUCCGUGCAGCCGUCGACGACCGGCUACCGCGUCCAGGUCUACGUCAGCGGCUACACCAGCGCAACCUACCAUGGCCCGUACACCGGCACCCCGACGACCAUCGGGGCUGCGGACGGGCCGACGACCCUCGCUGCGUCGAUCCCGGCUUUGCCGCCCAACCCGACGGCCACAUACUACAACACCCUGGGCGUGCCGCUCCACCCCUUUCCCGCGCCGUACGAGCCUGCUGGCGGUUUGGGCACGAACGGCACGCUGCCGCGGUACAUGGUCGAGAGCGACUUUGACUUUGAGAGUAUCGCGCUGGGUCUGUACCAGGAAUGGAUUGAGUUGGACCUGUUCCACGACGGGCUAGCUCGCUUCACAGACCAGGAAUUCCUCGACGCCGGGCUCGGCCCAGAGGCGCGCUCAUUGAUCGAGUUCAUGGCCAACCAGGAGAGCGGCCACGCCACGCUCCUGACCGACAUGCUCGGCCCGCGCGCGCCGGCCGAGUGCUACUACAACUACCCGUACACGACGGUGCGCGAGUGGCUCGACUUCUGCCAGCGCGUGACGCGGUGGGGCGAGUCGGGCGUCUGGGGCUUCAUCAACCACCUGGACUCGCGCGAGGUCGGGCAGCUCCUCGCCCAAUCGAUCGCGACCGAGGCGCGCCAACAGCAAAUCUUCCGCCAGAUGGCCGGCCUCACGCCCAUGGACGUGUGGUUCGAGAACGGCUGGCCGCAGUCGUGGGCCUGGACCAUGCUGGCGCCGUACAUUUCUUACUGCCCGGCCAACGAGACGCGGCUCGCGUGGCAGAACUUCCCCACGCUGCACAUUUUGAACAACGCCAACAUCAAUCGCGUCGCGCCCAACAACACCGCGCAGGACGGCAGCGAGCAGGUCGGCGACCGCAUCGGCGACCCGUCCGUGUCCAACAUUACUUGUGGUAACUGCAUUAACGCCACGGGGACGGACGAGAACUGCGGGCCUGCCAUCGCGCACAACAGGUCCGAGCCGCUCUCGUUCCCCGGCAAGAAGGUGCUGUUCGAGUGGGACCCGCCCGGCCAGGCCGUCGGGCCCAACAACUCCUACGUCACGGCCACCAACGCCGGGGCUCCGGCCUGGGUCGCGUGGAGCCAGCAGCUGAACCUGACGUACAGUCCCCUCACGCUCACGGGCAACAAUUCCGGGUACACGUACCAGCCGCUGGGCUACGUCUAUGGGGAUGACGGCAUCAUCAACGGGACCAUGGCGGUGCUGAUUACGGAUCUUGACCUCUUUGUCACGCCGUUCAAUAUCUCGAUGUUGAACCCGCACAUCGUGGCUCUUGGGUUGUACAUGGCUGGCUAA